Adelges cooleyi (spruce gall adelgid) is the source of this 1334-nucleotide messenger RNA. RefSeq lists its product as uncharacterized. NCBI's taxonomy places the organism in Eukaryota, Metazoa, Arthropoda, Insecta, Hemiptera, Adelgidae. The record is from RefSeq and is a predicted model, not a curated record. Bases 211 to 1269 code for a protein of 352 amino acids. The transcript is spliced from 9 exons.
GCUAAAAAAGUGUACACUUAUACAAAAUAAAACACGGUUUUGUAUGUGUCUAGCAAAUAGCCGAAAACGACAACAUCGACAAGACACGUAGAAAAUACUUAUUUUACUUUUUAUUCGCCGUUCGACUCAUAUUCCCAUAGUCUAGAGCUAAAGUAUUACAAGUUCUCGAUUGAAUUUUAAAUAUAUUUUUAAAAAAAAACACUUAAAAUUAUGCAUUUCAAGAGCACCCUUUUCGUCUCCAUGAUGUUAUUUCUAACUUCGACAUGGAGCACUGGAUUGGACAGUGUUCAGUUAAUACGUUUGCAUGAACUGUUUGAAAAUCACAGUACAAGUACCAAUGGAGUUGAUGAGGAGCAAAUCGCACAAGUCGUGAAAGAAUAUUUUGGACUGGAAUGGAAAGAUACGGAAAAAAUGUUCAACUACAACAAAGAUGAGUCUGAUUCUUUGAAUUUAAAUAAUUUAUUACUUACGUUAGCAAAAAAAGGCGAAAAAAGCUCCGACAAGGUUAAAAAACUCACGUUUUCGGAUGUAAGCUUUUAUCUAGAAGAGUUCGAGGAAUGCAACGAAUUGGGUUACCUUAAUCUUCAACAGCUUUCAAAAGUAUUCACUAAUUGGAAAACUGUAAAUGAUGCAUUGAACGCAAAAUCAGAAGAACUUAAAAAUGAAAAAGGCGAAGACCAUAAAAUUAUUGCUACUGAGUUUUUGUUGAUCAUGAUAGAAAUCAAACCAGAAGGUCAUGGUCUAAACAUAGCACAAAUAGAAACGUUUGAUAGUUUGUACGAAGCACAUAAGACAUCCGGUAGCAUUGAUCGUGUAGCAUGUGAAAAAGUGUUCGAAGAGCUUGGUAUAACCGUAAAUGACGAAUUGGAACUGCUAUUUAACUCCCAGCGACCAGCUGAAAGAUUGUUGAUGGAUUUAAUCAUCCUUGCGGCAGAACGCAAUACGGUGGUUGAGGAAAAUGAAUUGAGUGUAUUAAGGCUAAACGAUGUCGUAACUGCCAUAAACGAAUUCAUUAAGAUGGACCGUAACAACGACUAUGUACUGUCUCCUGAGGAGUAUGAAGACUACUUGAAUGGGUCGAGCACUGCUUUUACAGGGUCGGCAGAAACUGUCAGAAAAGCGGAAAAUUAUUUAAGGAAAUUCGAUGGUUUUCAAACAAUAAAUGCUUUGGAAUACAUUGAAAGCUGUAUUUUUCAUGCAAAAACAUCCAAUGACUUUAAACUUUAUACCGUUGGUGAUAACUCACAAGCUUUAACAAUAUUAAUAUAACAUAUUCAAUAACCAUAUAUAUAAUAAUAGAUUUUAAAUAUUUUUAUGUGUUUUCAAUUUAAAUA